Molecule: messenger RNA, 5561 nt
Organism: Athalia rosae (coleseed sawfly)
Lineage: Eukaryota; Metazoa; Arthropoda; Insecta; Hymenoptera; Athaliidae
Gene: Klp31E
Product: kinesin-like protein KIF21A
Exons: 15
Coding region: 143-4597 (1484 amino acids)
Biological process (GO): microtubule-based movement; mitotic spindle organization
Molecular function (GO): microtubule binding; ATP binding; microtubule motor activity
Source: RefSeq, a predicted model, not a curated record
UGGAGAUGACUCGGAACUGCGUGGGGGGUUGAAGCAGCGUACUGCUCGAAAAGGAAAUUUGUAUUUUGCUGUAUAUUUUGCUUCGAACUGUUUAUAAAUUCGUAAAUGAUCCAAAUGUUUCUAAAAUCUGUCCUCUGAAUCUAUGAUACGACCUCAAGUAGCUCGUGAGGUUAUCGAUAUGUGCAGAGUCUGUACUCAAGUACCUGCAGGAGAACCACAAGUCUUUCUUGGACCAGACAAAGCAUUCACUUAUGACCAUGUUUUUGAUACGGGCGUUGGACAAAGUACCAUAUACGAGGCUUGCGUUGCCCGUCUAGUUGAUGGUGCUCUAGAUGGUUAUAAUGCAACUGUUCUUGCCUAUGGUCAGACUGGCUCUGGUAAAACAUAUACUAUGGGCACAGGUUUUGAUGUUGAAAUAGAUGAUACUGUCAUCGGAAUUAUACCUAGAGCAAUUACCCAUUUGUAUAAUGGAAUAUUGGAAAAGCAAGAGCGGGCUAGGGAACGGGGACAAAUGCCACCAGAGUUCAAGGUGACAGCACAAUUCCUUGAAUUGUACAACGAAGAGCUCAAAGAUUUGUUGGAACCGGGUGGUCCAAGAGGAGGAGCCCGUAUUCACGAGGAUACAUCUGGUAGUAUUCAUUUGGCUGGUGUAGAGCCUAGAAAUAUAACUUCACCGGAAGAAGCUUUGGAGUGCCUCCGUCUUGGAGCUCUUUCUCGGACCACCGGUUCGACACAAAUGAACACACAGUCCUCGAGGUCACAUGCUAUCUUCACACUUCAUGUAAAACAGCAGCGUUGUGUUAAAGUUGAAGAUCCUGAUGCAGACGUAGACACUAGCGGUACCGAACCAGCUAGUGAAUUUGAAACACUAACUGCAAAGUUUCAUUUUGUGGAUUUGGCAGGUUCAGAAAGGCUGAAAAGAACAGGAGCAACUGGGGACAGAGCUAAAGAAGGAAUCUCUAUAAAUUGUGGUUUGCUGGCUCUAGGUAACGUAAUCUCAGCCCUUGGAGACAAAACAAAAAAAGUUCUACACGUUCCGUAUAGAGAUUCAAAACUGACUAGGCUUCUGCAGGAUUCAUUAGGUGGCAACAGUCAAACUGUCAUGAUUGCUUGUGUAUCACCAAGUGAUCGUGAUUUCAUGGAGACACUGAGUACGUUGAAAUAUGCCAACAGAGCCAGAAACAUCAAGAACAAAGUGACGAUCAAUCAAGACAAAAGCUCGCGAACUAUUACCUCCCUUCGUAGAGAAAUACAACAACUUCAAUUAGAAUUAAUGGAAUAUAGACAGGGCAAAAGAGUGGUCGGUGAAGAUGGCAUGAAUGAUGCAUGGCAUGAAAAUCAGAUGCUAACCAGUGAAUUGACUAGUCUUCGUACUAGAGUGAAGGCACUAUCCGAGACUGUAGAUGCUCUUACUGCCAAAAACGCUCUCCUCUUAGCAGAAAAGGCAACAGGCCAUUGGUUGUCUGCUGGAGAAAGUGGCAGUGAUGAUGUUACCAGUCUAGUUCAAGGCUAUCUACAAGAAAUUGAAGAACUGCGAGCACGUUUACUAGAAGCUGAGGCGAUGUAUCAGCAGCUCAAAAAAAGAAAGAAUCAGGUCAAUGCAGCAAACCCUUAUGGAGAAUCGUCCUAUGUGUUUCACAGCGAUUCUUCUUCUGUUCUUGUGGAAGCUAAGAAAGAAUUACAAAAAGAAAUCAGUACAUUGGCAAUACUAAAGGGACAACAUGGACCUAAUUCCAACACAAGCCCCAGAAUGGAUGGAGAAGACGGGGAACACGAGGAAAAUGAUAACGUUCAAGAAUCCAUGAGUGAAGAUGAGUCUGAGGAUGAUUCUGAUCGGAAAGAAGAAGAUGAAGAGGAGGAAGCGAUGGGCCGAGAAUUAGAGGCUCUGACAUCCGACAUAGAUGUCAAGCAGCGCUUGAUUCAGGAAUUAGAAUUAUCUCAAAGAAGGUUACAAUCGAUGAAACAACAUUAUGAAGAUAAACUGACUCAGUUACAAGCUCGCAUCAAAAAUACGACAGAGGAGAGAGACAAAGUUUUGUCCUCACUUCAGCAACAUCCUGCACCACCAACUGAAAAAGUGAAAAAAUUACGGGAUGAAUAUGAACGCAAGCUAUCUUCAAUGCAAAAAGAAGUACGCUUGCUUCAAUCAGCGAAAAAAGAGCACGCGAGAUUACUCCGUAGCCAAUCCCAGAGCGAAAAUCGGCUUAGAGGCUUAAGAAAUGAAUUAGCAGAGAUGAAGAGGGCAAAAGUCAAGUUACUCAACAAAAUGAGGGAAGAGGCACAUAGACAUAAAGAGAAUGAGUUGAGACGCAACAGGGAAAUAGCCCAGUUGCGUAAAGAGAGUAGGAAAAAUGCUAAUAUGAUUAGAACUUUAGAAGCAGAUAAAAAAAUGAAGGAAGUAGUCUUACGGCGAAAGCAGGAAGAAGUGACCGCUUUGAGGAAACGUGAUAGAGGAUUGAGUCAAAAGGCUGCUGGUAGAACUGAACCAAAAGAGAAGAGCCCCAAGGCUCUAAAACAAAGAUGGCAAACAUUUGAAAGAACCAUCAUAAAACAGGCUUUGGCAAAACAGGCUGCUGCUGAAACUGAACGAGAAAUGGAGAGACUGUUACAAGAGAGAGAAGAGUUAGGUAGAGAUUUAGAGAGGCUCCAAAAACGAAGGGCUCUUAAUGCUGCGACUAUUGGUGAUACGGGUGAUAUAGAUGAAGAAAUUGAUAACGUCAAAAGCAAAAUAAGCUACCUUCAAGAUAGCAUAGCUGAAUGUCAGCAUGAUAUGGUAGAAAUGGGAGAUGUUGAGGGCGAGGGCGAACCAGGUGCUGAGGCGUUGGUUUCUACAAUAAAAUCAGUGGACGAAGCACGUUAUUUAUUAGACAGAAUGCUAGCAUUCACUGUGGAACAAAGUUGUAUGGCUGCACAAAGGCAAUCGGAGGUCCGCGAUAUGAAAACUCGACUAAACCAAGUUGCCCAAGAAAGUGAUGUUCAACAUCAGCUACUUGAACAUGUCUUGAGGGAUAGAGAUCUCUUAUCUCUCACUAAUAACCAUCAGAAUAACCCGUCAGUCUACAGCUCUCCUAGUUCGAGGAGUUCGUCCCCUGAUAAUAAUGAUACCUAUACCCAAGUUAUUUCGGGAAGUGAAGAGAAACAACACAAAACCAACAAAGUAAGACGAAGGACAACACAACCUCAAGAACUGCUGUAUGGUGUAGGGAUGGGUUCAAAUGUGACAAAAGCAGAUGAGGAUCAAAACCAAAACCAUAAUCAUCCACUUACCAGAGUACCCAGUGCUCCUGGGAGCCUCAAAGGAUUGGUAUUGACCAGAAGCCAAUAUGCAGCUGGAGUUGUCGGAGGUUCGCCAACAUUGAACCGUCGUGACAGUACCUCACCAAGGCCUUUGCGACGACCCCUCCACCCCGGAGGUGGCUCCAUGGAACAGGUAGGGCUGACUGAUGUAUCAUCACCACCUGGUUCACCGACUGCAUAUCGACGGUUCAAUAGUCGAGAAGAAAAUGUAUUCUCUAGACUAACGGCCAGCAGGCAGCCAUUGCCUUCUGACCCUCAGCCGACGAAAGGAGUUAUCACCCAGUACCAAGGAAAGGCGCAGCCAAGAGCAGUUUUACAAUGUAGUCAUGUAGCUGAAGGGCACAGUAAAGCUGUUCUAACUAUUUGUGCCACUAAUGAUCGCCUGUUUAGUGGUUCUAAAGAUCGAACUGUCAAGGUUUGGGAUUUGGGAACAGGACUGGAAAGUAUGACUCUGAGUGGACAUCCAAAUAACGUUGUGGCAGUUAAAUUCUCUGUCGAGUACCGUCUACUCUUCAGUGUUUCGGCAGCAUAUGUAAAAGUAUGGGAUUUAAGAACGGGAAACUCUUGCAUCAAAACUUUAUUUUCAUCGGGUCAAGCUCAAAGUGGCCCUUUGGCUCUUUCGACACCCUCUCGGACUCUCCAACUCCCAGUUGGAGAAACAACUAUUAAUGAUGUCGCGCUUAGUUUGGAUGAGAAAGAAUUAUAUACCGCAACCAGCGACAAAGUUAGAAUAUGGGACUUGCGCAAGUUAACUUACACCGGUAGACUGAGCACGGCACACACCGCUGCUGUAAUGUGCUUGGCCGUUGCCGCCGAUGGAACGGUAAUCACGGGCAGCAAGGAUCACUUAAUCGCUCUAGUUGAACCAAAUGCAUCCGGACAAUCGGUCAGCCUUGCACCACCUCACUAUGAUGGCGUGCAGUGCUUAGCUACGUAUAGCUCCACAUUAUUCUCUGGGUCUCGGGAUAUGUGCAUUAAAAGAUGGGAUCUAAAGAAGAUGGAAUUAGUUCAGUCUUUGAACAAUGCACACAAAGAUUGGGUUCUGGGAUUAUGUACAGUGAAUCACGGCUCGAUUCUAGUUUCCGGAUGUCGUGGCGGUUCAUUGAGAGCAUGGUCAGUACCACGGGAUCAGUCCGCAGAAUGUAGCCUUUUGGGUGAGGUUCGGGCGCAUAGCUCUGCUAUCAAUGCAGUCGUUACAAAUCAGCAGCAUGUAUUUACAGCAAGCAACUCCGGAGAAGUGAAGAUGUGGAGAAUACCUGACUCUUCGCUUACUAUGUCUGUUUCCACAGUCUCACUCUAACUUAUUUCACUUAUCUGUGUUAUUCUUUUAUUUCUUCACAGCUCUUUUUUUUCGUGUAAUGACUCAUAAAUAUCAUUUUUUCAUCCUGCUGCAUAAUACAAAAUCAUUCGAGCACGGUAUUAUCGUUCAUCACAUCCGUAAGCUUCAUAUACUUGAUAUCUCGACUAGGCAGCUAUUUUUAGGCUAGAGCUUCGAGCGUGGUCAUUACUGGUGUAUUAUUCAAUUAUUGAAAACAAUUCUCUAUGAUGAUAAAUAACUUUUGAACUAUAAUUCAAGUAAUCAUUAAUCGAAAUUCAUAAAUCUUCUUCUCUUGUGAUACCGGAGACUUAUCGAAUCGUCAUCUUCAAUUCUAACUUGCAAGCGUUUAAGUUGUGGUAAAAUAUUUAUGCUCUAUUAUCAGAACGAGAAAAAAAGUAGGUGCCUCAUAUAUGAUACACCUCCCUGCAAAGAUCACUUCGUGCUGUUUGAAUCAUUCACUAUCAUAUCGAUCUUUUAUAAAACCAUCGUUAUUUUGCAUUUGUGAUUAUCUGUGUUGUUUACUUUUAAAUUUAAUGCUUUGCAUGGCUACCAAACGCGACAACGAACGUGAAGUGAUGGCACUGUGAAACUAUGGCACUACUACAAACGAGAUCUACGACAGCGAAGCAACUCAUUGAAGCGCUGAAGCAAAGCCGCUCUCCAAUUGUAGUUAGUAGUGAAUUAGUUUUGAAACAUGUGAUUGAUGGGACGUUACAAUUGUAAUUUGAUUCUAUGAUUAUCCAACUUGCCUAAAUCAGUAGUAAUCCAACUGAGAAAUAUCGAUUGAAUGAUGUAGAAUUGCAAUUAACAGCAGUAUUUUCCUAUCAAAUAUGUUCACUACUUUGGUUAAUUUGUUGAUAAUAAUAUAAGACACCAAAUGAAGGUAGUCUCGUUACCUAUUGUGCGUAAUGCUACUACAUAAUAAACAAAAUUAUACAUAGUAAAA